Lodderomyces theae is the source of this 264-nucleotide messenger RNA. RefSeq lists its product as uncharacterized. The record is from RefSeq and is a predicted model, not a curated record. The coding region runs from base 1 to 264 and encodes 87 amino acids. NCBI's taxonomy places the organism in Eukaryota, Fungi, Ascomycota, Pichiomycetes, Serinales, Debaryomycetaceae. The transcript has a single exon.
AUGUUUAAGAGAUCAUUUUCACAAGUUUCAAGAAGGGCAUUCAACAAAGGCUCCAUGCAACAAUUCACCAAAACUUCACCCACCAGAUCCACUUUGAAGCAGACAUCCAACAAUGUGGUGGAUAACGCAACUGCCACCAAGACAGGCAAUGCUCAGGGUUCAUUCAGGACUUUUGCAGAGUACAGACUCAGGAUUUCCAACCAAUCUCCAUUGGCAGUCAGAGCAAAAGAUUUCAAUGCAAAUUUGAGAAUGUUUCAGCAUUAA